GUUGAGAAGAAAUGAAAAAAAUCUGACGACAUGCGACUCUGCUGAAGCAUCAGGACUCCUCCAGAGUCAUCCGAUUUACUAAUUGCAGUAUCAUGGCGACUUGGGUAUAUCCCCAGCUGCCUCCGGAUCAGCUCAAGCGGGAGGAAGAAGAGUCACUGUCCCGUGAGCUCGAAUGGCUUCUUCGGUCGCUGCAGGAAUCUCUGGCUGCUUUGCGGGAGGGACUUCAAGAGUGUGCUGCCCUUCUUGCUCCCACGGAGCCCGGCUCUACCCUGGUGCUUUCUUCUCUCCGGUCCGAGAGCGUCAAAGGCUAUGUCACGCGGGUAGGGCCGAGGAUCGUGAAAGGGGACGUUCACCUCCGACUGAACUCUUUACCUCCUCCUCGCGGCUCACAUGCCACCAGACUUUGUCUUUCUACGAGUCCUACCGCCCCAGAGUUAAUACUGGACCAGAUUGCACUAGCGCGCCGGCACAUAAAUGACAGUCUCGACGUAGUGGACGUCAGCACCUUUACGGGUGAUCCCAUGAAUGCUAACUUUAUAUCCGGCCAGUUACGGUUGUUGCAAGAGCACAUAAUGGAAGCGCGGCAUGCCUUAAAGGGUGACCGCGAGGAUAUGAGGAAGCCUUGGAAUGAAGGCAGCGCGGAUGCAAAUGCAUUCGAUCCACCGCUACCUAGUCAUUUAUCGUUUUACCUUAGUGUCUCCGAGGCGGCGUUAGUCCUGUACGUUCGUACACUGGAGCCACAUGCCACUUCCGAUAUCCCAACUACCUACUUUGCUCCAGAAAUCGGCCUAAGCGGCUUUUCUCUUCGAGAUCGUCUGUUCGGAACCAAACAUCAAAGUCAUGAUGAAUCGGGGGAUGUAUUCUGCUGGAACGGCGAGGAAGUUAAAGUGAAAGAGAAGGUCAGGGUGGAAAGUCAGGACCCUAGCUUGAUGGCGGCCAUGGCCAAGCUCACUGCUUUAGAACAUGAAGUUGCAAAGCUCAAGAAGGCGCUUGCUGUUGUAAUGGGAGAUGAGGAGAGCGACAGCGACUGAAUAGGUAUUAGUGCAUCUUGAACCAAAGUUUCUUAAUCAUAUCAUGGGAUCAUUUGGGUUGAAAGCCUGUAGCUAUAAGACCGUCCAUCUUACAAUAUCUCUUUUGCAAUAAUAACCAUCGUAGAACUAUAUAGUAGGUCUUCUGCUGUCUGCAGAGUACUCCAUA
Molecule: messenger RNA, 1197 nt
Organism: Coccidioides immitis RS
Lineage: Eukaryota; Fungi; Ascomycota; Eurotiomycetes; Onygenales; Onygenaceae
Exons: 4
Coding region: 93-1031 (312 amino acids)
Cellular component (GO): RAVE complex
Source: RefSeq, a predicted model, not a curated record